This is a messenger RNA of Balearica regulorum gibbericeps (East African grey crowned-crane), 255 nucleotides long. NCBI's taxonomy places the organism in Eukaryota, Metazoa, Chordata, Aves, Gruiformes, Gruidae. The record is from RefSeq and is a predicted model, not a curated record.
GUUCUGAAACAACAUGGCCAAGACUUUCUCGUGGGCAACAAAUUCAGCUGGGCAGAUGUUCAGCUAAUCGAAGCCAUUUUAACAGCGGAGGAGAACAUACCUGCUGUGCUGUCGGGGUUUCCUCAGUUGCAGGCUUUUAAAAUAAGAAUCAGCAAUAUGCCUACAAUUAAGAAGUUCCUGCAGCCUGGCAGCCCAAGGAAACCUCCACCAGAUGAAUGUUAUGUAGAAACCGUGUUGAAGAUUUUUAAGAUAUGA